Lottia gigantea (owl limpet) is the source of this 479-nucleotide messenger RNA. RefSeq lists its product as hypothetical. NCBI's taxonomy places the organism in Eukaryota, Metazoa, Mollusca, Gastropoda, Lottiidae. Bases 24 to 446 code for a protein of 140 amino acids. The record is from RefSeq and is a predicted model, not a curated record. The transcript has 4 exons.
AUUGUUUCACUCAUAAAAUAAAGAUGAAAGUUAUUGCCCUGAUAGUAAUCCUCGGCUUCUGUGCUGUUUACGCCAACCAGGAAGAAAAAAGGCAGCUUGGUAUUGCUGCCUCAUUAGCUCCCUUGAUAGGUAAAGCUAUUGGUGUUGACAAGUUGGUCGGAAGUAUCGUAACAGGAGUAACAUCUUUAUUUAAAGGCAAAUCUGGUGAUAUCACCAUUCCCAACACACAAAUCAAGCUUCACUACCAAGUUGACAAAUGUCACGUCAAAUUUGGCAAGAGAUUCAUCAUUGGUCACCUUGUCAGAGAAAAAUGCAAAGCUACCGUUAGUGAAAACGCCAUCAGUAAAACUUCUUCAAGUUGCACAGAAAGUCAUCAAGAAAGUGCUUUGAAAUGUGCCAUGGAUGCUGAAGUCAAGAAACUCCAAGCCUUGGCAAACACCGCCUAAAUAAAUGAUUAAUAAAUUUUUUAAUUACAAAUC